Panicum hallii is the source of this 1602-nucleotide messenger RNA. Its product is annotated as IAA-amino acid hydrolase ILR1-like 1. Gene Ontology annotation, biological process: auxin metabolic process. The record is from RefSeq and is a predicted model, not a curated record. The transcript has 5 exons. Gene Ontology annotation, molecular function: IAA-Ala conjugate hydrolase activity. NCBI's taxonomy places the organism in Eukaryota, Viridiplantae, Streptophyta, Magnoliopsida, Poales, Poaceae. Bases 78 to 1415 code for a protein of 445 amino acids. Gene Ontology annotation, cellular component: endoplasmic reticulum.
UGGUGAUUGCCUCGCUCUCAACUCAAACCUGACCUCCACCUCAUCAGCGAACCAACCGCACCAAACCGAGCGAAACCAUGGCCGCCGCGCCGCCGCCUCUCCUGCUCGCGGGCCUCGCCCUCGCCGCCCUCGCCGCCGCGGGGUGGCCCUCGGCGGUGACGGCGGCGCUGGAGGACCCCGCGGGGCUCCUGCGGCGGGCCAAGGAGCCGGGGUUCGCGGACUGGAUGGUCGGGGUGCGGCGGCGCAUCCACGAGAACCCGGAGCUGGGGUACGAGGAGUUCCAGACCAGCGAGCUCGUGCGCCGGGAGCUUGGCGCCAUGGGGAUCCCCUACAGGCACCCCUUCGCCGUCACCGGAGUGGUCGCCACGGUCGGCACCGGCGGCCCGCCCUUCGUCGCGCUGCGGGCGGAUAUGGACGCGCUACCCUUGCAGGAAAGCGUGGAAUGGGAGCACAAGAGCAAAGUUCCUGGGAAAAUGCAUGGAUGUGGACAUGAUGCUCAUGUUGCUAUGCUCUUGGGAUCUGCCAAGAUUCUUCAGGAGCAUCGUGAUGAGUUGAAGGGAACAGUUGUCCUUGUUUUCCAACCAGCCGAGGAAGGUGGUGGUGGGGCCCAGAAAAUGAUAGAAGCUGGAGCUGUGGAAAACAUAGAAGCCAUUUUUGGGCUUCAUGUAGCUGACUCUGUGCCUAUUGGUGUACUGGCAUCCAGACCAGGGCCUAUUAUGGCUGGGAGUGGAUUCUUUGAGGCUGUAAUUAGUGGAAAGGGAGGGCAUGCUGCACUUCCUCAUCACACUAUAGAUCCGAUAUUGGCUGCCUCAAAUGUUAUUGUGAGCCUUCAGCAACUUGUUUCCCGGGAAGCUGAUCCCUUGGACUCCCAGGUUGUAACAGUUGGAAAAUUUCAAGGAGGUGGUGCCUUCAAUGUUAUCCCUGAUUCAGUAACAAUAGGUGGCACCUUCCGAGCCUUUUUGAAAGAGAGUUUUAAUCAAUUGAAGCAGCGAAUUGAAGAGGUGAUUGUCUCUCAAGCAUCCGUGCAGCGGUGCAGUGCUACUGUGGACUUCCUCAACAAGGAUCGCCCUUUCUUCCCCCCAACCAGCAACAGCGCCGAGCUCCAUGAUUUCUUUGUGAAUGUGGCCAGCGAGAUGGUUGGCUCCAAGAAUGUGAGGGACCGGCAGCCGCUGAUGGGUGCCGAGGACUUCGCCUUCUAUGCCGAUGCGAUCCCCUCCACCUACUACUACUUCGUGGGAAUGUACAACGAGACCCGUGGACCACAGGCGCCCCAUCACUCCCCCUACUUCACCAUCAACGAGGAUGCCCUCCCCUAUGGCGCGGCUGCGCAAGCAGCGUUGGCUGCUCGCUAUCUGCUCGAGCACCAGCAGCCUGCUGCUACCCUGGAUAAGGCAAAAUCCCAUGACGAGCUGUAGAUAGUUACUGUCUGCUUAAUUGAAUUCUGGUGAGAUGCAAAUGAUAGCGAAUUAGAUUGAGCCAUUAAAGCUGAAUUUUCGGCUGGUCAGCCUUAUCUUUCGCCAAGUUAUUAAGAAAAUGUACAUAUAUUCUGAUAUUUGCACACUUCGAUAAUAAUCGUUUGCUCGUCGAUUGCGCACUCCGUCA